AAAGUUUGUGAUAGUAACAAAGAAUAAGGGUUUGAUAAUCCGUUGUAUUUUCUCUGGAAUAUCAUGAAUUCAUCAUCGUAUGGAACCGGCAUUGGUCAACAAGAAGAAAUCUUCUAUUCGACGUAUGAACCUACCAAAGAAGAAAUUUUGGAAUAUGCUUUAAAAAUUGGAAUCGAUCCCGAUAAAGAAACAAAUCUCAUCUAUCUCGCGAGACAAGGGUUGCUGCAUCCUUUGCCGGAAAAUUGGAAACCAUGUUACAGCAAACAAGUUAAAGCGUACUACUAUUACGACAGAAUAACGAAAAAGUCUCAAUGGGAACAUCCGAUCGAUGUACUGUACCGAGCGAAAGUAGCAGAUGCGCGGAAGGCACUGUCCUUAGAUCGAUCUGACUCUACGUCGUUAGGUGAUUCUGGCUUUCGCAGUCUCAAAUCCGCGAACAACAAAUGCGACCCGUGCGCUAAUGUUUACCAACCGGAUGCUUCAAAUCAGAACCAUGAAAUCGUUAUUCCCCCAUCUGUUCAUAUUUCGACUGAUCUCAAAGCAGGUAAGAAGGAAACAGACCAACGAUUUGUGCGGGACAAACUAGACACUGCUUUAGAACUGGGUCAAAUCGAAGGAACACAUUCCGAGCAUAUGACAUCUGGGCAAAUCGAUGCGGAAGAGGAAGAGGAAAGUGAUUCGUACAAAAAGAACAACAGUCAAGAAGCAGUGAUAACAAGCACAAAAUAUUCUGGUGCAAAACAGCGAAAUUCCGCCAUGACUCUGUCAUCGAAGCUAUUAUUCAACAUCAGUAGCAGCGUACGAGAAGGCACGGUCGAAACACAUGGACCAAACGAAACACCGGUUUUGAGUGGUAGAAUGGGGUUAACUGCUCACGCCCAGAGCUUCACGAUCACUGGCACGGGAUCGCAAUUUUUAAAAUCAAAUAAAAAGCCAGAAUUUGGAGGGUUGGAAAUAGGACGUAAACUAGAGCCGGAAGUGAAAGGCAUUUUGCGUGACUCGAGUUUGACGUAUGUCCGCAACAAAAGCACUCCAAACGAAGAUUCUGGCUCGGACGAAAGAAAAAGCGUGCGGUUCGACAUCGAUCUAAAUGCGGAGCUGAAACCGAGUAAGGAAACAGUGCGCGAUGAUUCUUUGAUUAAUUUUGAAGAAAUUGACGAAGCGUACGAUAACGAUUCCGAUGACAAACGCGACCGGGUGGAUGAAGAAGAUGGCUACGAUGAAGCUGACAACGAAUCGGAGGUGCUGGAGAAUGUAACGGGAAAUAGAUAUCAAACCGUGUACAAGCAAGCGGACAUAGGUCUGGGCGUAGAUGAUGUUGAGCAACUAUCAUCAUCGGACUCAGACGUACCGGUGGUUACGGAUAAAAUUGAUCGCAUGGAGACAAGGCCUGGGCAAACCGUUCCAGAUGAUCGUGGGGUAGAUUCUGCACGACUGCUGAAACAAACAUUAGACCGCGAACGUACGAGGUACCGGGCGAGGCUAGAGGAAGAACUAAGUGCCCUGGAAACUCUCGAAGAAGCUAACUUACAAAAAGAAUUAGCCAAAGUGCACCAACGAUACGAGGAGUUGCUAGAAAAGGAAAAGAAAAAACUGGAAGAGCAGCAUCAGCAAAAUAUCAAUGAAAUCAAAGAAUUUUAUCAGGUAAAGCUGAACGAAAUGAAAGCUGACUACGAAGAAGAAAACGCUAAAGAAUAUACAGUUUACCGGGAAACUCUACAAGAGGAGUUCGAUCGACGUGUUCAGGAGGUUACGGAUGAGCAUCGAGCUACAAUGGCAACGCUUCAAAAAAAUCACGACGAAAUUGUCGAGGAGCUCGAGCGCGAUCUAAAGACCGAGGAGGAACUGCUUAAAAAGGAGCACACCACCAACCUUACGGAAAUGAAAAUCAAGUUGAGUCAUGAACUGGAAGUAGAAAGGCAGCGUAUGCGGGAGACGGGUGAAGAUCGUUUGUACGAGAAAGUACGCUGUGAAAAGCGCUUGCUGGAGGACAAGUACAAAUGUCUGAAGGAAAAGUACACCCGUUUGAAAACGGAUGUUCGCAUCUCUCUGGAGCGACGUAAGAAACGCCGGGAGCAACAGCAACAUAGUUUGCUCAGCAAUAGCUAUGAAACGGAUGAUCGUACGAACUCAAAACCACUACCGCCCUAUCCGUAUGACAUUGGGAAGGGUAUUUCGGGCCCGUCGUCAGGCCACACAGUGCUGACGUCUGAAAAAUCAUCCAUCAGCACGCCGCCUCCAUCGGCCGCUUCCAAGCGCUUCCCGGUCAAAGGCAGUUACCUGUUGGAGGGCAAAAAUAAACUCCUUCACUACAACGGUAUCAGCGGACCCUCGGACUCGCGAAAACCCCUGAUGACGAACCAGAAUAACAAUAACAACGUAAAUAACAACAAUAAUAUUCCCCGUACGAUGCAAACCGAUGAUACGAGCCAGAGCGAGACGACGUAUUCGAAGAACUAUUUUCAAAUACGAAACAUAUUCGCUAGCGUCCAGCAGUGUGAAGGCAACAUCAGCUCGGACUCGGAGUUUGAUAAACAGCACCGAGAGAAAGGAGUGCCUAUCAUGGCUAGUGGCAUUCCUCAUGCCAAGGUGGAAGCGGCAGCGCGUCCGAAGCGCAAGAUCUUUACCAAAACCAAGUCCGCCUCCACGUCGAAACUGAACGCUACCAAACACGAACGGGAAGCAGGAAGCGGUCGACCGUGUACUCCUGUGGAAAACCUUCGCAUUCAGCUCAAGAAGCUGGAGGAGUUAGAGGAUCAAAUUCCAGAUUGCAACCUCGACGCUCCAUAUCAUCUGCGGUAUCCAUUCGUUCAUGAUCAUGUGGAAAAUAGCGGAACCGGAAAUGUGGAUGGUGUCGGAGCUGGAGGCGCCACUGGAACGUGCGGUGCGAUAGGAUCAAGCAAUGGAAGUAGCGAAUUAGAAUUUUUCAAACAUCGCGUUCUACUCGAGCGGGAUUCCGUAAUGCGCGCCAAAGAGUCCCUACGAGCGCAGAAACACCUAUUCAAAACAAAGCAACACGACGUUUCCAUCAAACAUGCCAUGAAGAACAAGCACACCAUGGAUCAAAUAUUUAACGAAGAAAAAGAGCUUACCGAAAUGGAAGUAUCACUGCACCGAACCCGUGCUAUACUUGGUGAGAAAGUAAUCAGGUUGCGUCACCUUGAGCGCUCUUUGCAGAAACUUUCAGAAAAAGAACGCCCAAAAAUGCGAUCGGACGGUAUCGACCGGGCGCUCCAACCCAAGGAAACGCUAAGCGAUUUAUCAUCCUAUUCGAGCUCCGGCUUCAGCAGUAACGAGUUACCAAUCGCAGAGCACAAUUAUGGCCAACUGCGCACAACAAUGGCACCGAGCAAUGAUGAUCCCUUUAAAUAUCUGGAACAUCUGCAUGCAGAGAUUCAGGAAAUUUGGAGCCUUCUCAACCCCGGCACAGGCUCAGUUUCGGUAAGCUUUGACGAAAUGGAUUUCCUUAACAACACCAACACGAUUACAGGUAAUCGAAUCUGCGAUAUGGUUCUCCCGCCAACACCGGCUACACCAAUCACCACUAAAUUGUCAUCGGUAGCCCAACCGAUGGGUGUCCACUUGCAAAACCAACGUCAUCGUUACACAGUAAAUCUGCUGGAAAAGACUCGUGAUCUGAAAAACUGGCUUCGGAAUGCCAAAAGUGAGCAUGAAAUGUUAAAGAAAAAUACAUUCGGCUAA
Messenger RNA from Anopheles coustani, 3702 nucleotides. RefSeq names its product centrosomal protein of 164 kDa (gene Cep164). The coding region runs from base 64 to 3702 and encodes 1212 amino acids. The transcript has 6 exons. The record is from RefSeq and is a predicted model, not a curated record. Lineage: Eukaryota; Metazoa; Arthropoda; Insecta; Diptera; Culicidae. Gene Ontology annotation, molecular function: protein binding.